UUUUUCUUUCUUUUUUUUGCCUUCAUUUCGAUUAAAUAUUAUGGAAAACAUUGACGAUCUCAUUCUCUCCUUGACUGAUAAGGAAUCAGCAAAGAGACAGGCUGAGGCCUUAAAACAAUUAAGCCAAGAUCACGCGUCUAAAAAAUCCAUAAAAAAAUCCAGAAAUUUGUCUGAUUCUGAAGACGAUGAAGGAGCGUACUCUGACGAAGAUGAUGUCGGAAUUGACGAAGACGAGGACAUGGAAGAUAUCGACGAAUAUGGUCCAGAUUUAUACAAGGACGACGACGAUCGCAGAAGACUACAAGCCCUUCCUGAAGUUGAAAGAGAGAGAAUUCUGGCUGAACGUUCAGAAGAAAGACAGAGAAAUCUCGAACGUCUCGAAGUCAGAAAAUUGUUGAAAGAUGGCAGAAGAGAAGAUGCAACUCGAAGAUCAACGCGAUCAAAAGGAAGUGGAAAGUCCCAUGCACUCUCGGAAUUAACACGUCGACGAGAGGAAAAGAUUCAAGUGAGAAGCAGUAGACAUCGUAGGGACUCACCGAGUCCGGACAGAAAAAGACGUCGAAGAUAUGGCGACCAGAGUGAUUACGAAUACAGCGGGGAAGACUAUGACAACUCUGACGAAGAAAAGGAGAAAAAGGCCAAAAAGAGGACACCACAACUAGAAGAAAUUCAGCAAGUGGUAAUCACGAGAAAUAUGAUCGAGAAAUGGAUUUACACGCCAUUUUUUGAAAAUACAGUCAUCGGAUGUUUCGUACGCCUAUAUAUCGGCCCGGAUCCCCAAAGGAAGGUACCCGUGUACAGACUCUGUCAAAUUACGGAUGUAAUGCCUUGGCAUAAGACAUACAAGGUCACAGACAAUGCAUGGAGUAAUAAAGCUCUUAAAGUGAAACAUGGUAAAGCAGAAAAAGAGUUCCCAAUGGAUAUUGUUUCGAAUCAGAACGUGACGCAGCAAGAAUAUUCCCGAUACUUGACAACUUUGGAAAGCGACAGAGUGCGUGUUCCAUCCAUUGACCAAAUUGAGCAAAAAGCUGCCGAUUUGAAACAAGCGAAAGAAUAUGUUUUAAACGACAAGGAAGUUAACGAAAUGAUCGAAAAAAAGAAAGUAGUGAAGGGUUCAUCUGUUAAUGCGGCUAUGGAAAAGGCACAAUUACUUGCACGUCUCGAACAUGCUAAGGGUCACAAUGAGGUAGAAAAAGUUCUCAAGUUGACCAAGGAAUUAAGAGAAUUAGAGGAAAGAAUAGCCAGUGCUGAAGGAAGCAACCAAAAUGUCUGGGCAGAUAUCAAUAGUAGAAACAGAGAAAGAGACAGAAUUGAGGUUCACGAAGCCGAACUUCGCGUCACAGAAGCCAGAAGAAAGCAAUUGAUGGAAAAUACCAAAGCACACACAGCCGCCCAGAAAGCAAUUGCAAGUGCAGCUGCUACCGAUUCAUCUUUAGUUCCAGACGAGGCAUCGGGAAAGCCACUUGCGAAGCUGGUAAAAUUAAGCAAACACGCUUUAAAUGUCGGUCAAGCCACCUCAUACCAAACGGAUUAUGAGAAACUUGUGAGCAGAGUUGCCUUGGAGGUUCACGUUGAACUUUUAGAUGACUCGGACGACUAAAAUAAGUGCUAUAAGAAUAUAAUAUAGCUAUGUUUAUGAAUAAAAACCUCAUAGUUACUUGCUUGAAAAUACCUGUUAAAAUAUCAAAAGUAUCUGUGUUUUAAGAUAAAAAA
Messenger RNA from Mucor mucedo, 1713 nucleotides. RefSeq lists its product as uncharacterized. NCBI's taxonomy places the organism in Eukaryota, Fungi, Mucoromycota, Mucoromycetes, Mucorales, Mucoraceae. The transcript has 8 exons. The record is from RefSeq and is a predicted model, not a curated record. Gene Ontology annotation, cellular component: Cdc73/Paf1 complex. The coding region runs from base 41 to 1600 and encodes 519 amino acids. Gene Ontology annotation, molecular function: DNA binding; RNA polymerase II C-terminal domain phosphoserine binding.